Melopsittacus undulatus (budgerigar) is the source of this 1744-nucleotide messenger RNA. It is a transcript of the gene SSBP2, whose product is annotated as single stranded DNA binding protein 2. Gene Ontology annotation, cellular component: nucleus. The transcript is spliced from 17 exons. The coding region runs from base 74 to 1156 and encodes 360 amino acids. Gene Ontology annotation, biological process: positive regulation of transcription by RNA polymerase II. NCBI's taxonomy places the organism in Eukaryota, Metazoa, Chordata, Aves, Psittaciformes, Psittaculidae. Gene Ontology annotation, molecular function: single-stranded DNA binding; protein binding. The record is from RefSeq and is a predicted model, not a curated record.
AUGGUGACGGGGCUGUUCCCGGGGAGGCUGUGAUGGGUUGACAGGUGCGUGACAGUCGGAGCUCUCCGCAGGCAUGUACGGCAAAGGCAAGAGCAACAGCAGCGUCCCGUCCGACAGCCAGGCCCGGGAGAAAUUAGCACUGUAUGUAUAUGAGUAUCUGCUCCAUGUAGGAGCACAGAAAUCAGCCCAGACAUUUUUAUCAGAGAUAAGAUGGGAAAAAAACAUCACACUGGGGGAGCCCCCAGGAUUCUUGCAUUCCUGGUGGUGUGUAUUUUGGGAUCUCUACUGUGCAGCUCCAGAAAGACGAGAAACAUGUGAACAUUCAAGUGAAGCGAAAGCCUUUCAUGACUAUAGUGCUGCAGCAGCUCCCAGUCCAGUGCUAGGAAACAUUCCCCCAGGAGAUGGCAUGCCAGUAGGUCCUGUACCACCGGGGUUUUUUCAGCCUUUCAUGUCUCCUCGGUACCCUGGAGGUCCAAGGCCACCUUUAAGAAUACCUAAUCAGGCACUCGGAGGUGUCCCAGGAAGUCAGCCAUUAUUGCCUAGUGGGAUGGACCCAACAAGGCAGCAAGGGCAUCCAAACAUGGGUGGGCCAAUGCAGAGAAUGACUCCUCCGAGAGGAAUGGUUCCAUUAGGACCACAGAACUAUGGAGGUGCAAUGAGACCCCCACUGAAUGCUUUAGGUGGCCCAGGGAUGCCAGGAAUGAACAUGGGUCCUGGGGGUGGUAGACCUUGGCCAAACCCAACCAAUGCCAACUCUAUACCGUACUCAUCAGCAUCUCCUGGGAACUAUGUAGGUCCUCCAGGGGGUGGAGGGCCACCGGGAACACCUAUCAUGCCUAGUCCUGCAGAUUCAACCAACUCUGGAGACAACAUGUACACUUUAAUGAAUGCAGUACCACCUGGACCCAACAGACCUAAUUUUCCAAUGGGGCCAGGGUCAGAUGGACCUAUGAGUGGACUGGGUGGAAUGGAUCCACAUCAUAUGAAUGGAUCAUUAGGCUCAGGAGACAUGGACAGUAUUUCCAAAAACUCUCCCAGUAAUAUGAGCAUGAGUAAUCAGCCUGGCACUCCCAGAGAUGACAGUGAGAUGGGUGGAAACUUCCUCAACCCUUUCCAGAGUGAGAGCUACUCCCCUAGCAUGACAAUGAGUGUGUGAUCCGUUAACAAGUCUCGCCAUGAAGACCACAGUGAGUUGGCCCUCUUCAGAGAGCUACUGCAGAAGAAAAUUAUUCGUCCCAGUGUACAGUUUAACAAAAGGAUCUCAGACACAAUCAGACCCACCUUUAUUUUAUUUUUUUUUCCUACCAUCUCCCCCAUUUUGUCAAGAAAGUGGGUCCCAAACAUGAUUGAGAUAACCAUAAAGAGUGGCAUUAAGAGAACUGCAUUAAGAUGGAACUGCAAACAAUUAUCUGUGUAUGUACAUGUAUGGGUUGAUAUAUAUGUAUGUCUGUGUGAUACAGAAAUACACACAUACAUACAUAGAGCUGCAGGACAUUGUAAAAUAUUAUGACAUGACAUCUUAACUAGAAAUGAGAAGUAGGGACUUUUAUUCCUUUUUUUUCCACGUUUACAUUUUAAUUAUUAAAAUCUGCUUUCCCUCUCCCCUCCUGAACUGUUCUAUGUUGCAUAUGUCACUGCUUUAUAAGUUAUUUUUUAUGGUGAAUUCAAAUGAUAAAUUCUUCUGAUUUUGUUAAUGUCUGCCAUUAUAGAUAGGAAUAAAAUUGCUUAUAAGAGCUUUCAUUAA